Nomia melanderi (Alkali bee) is the source of this 4626-nucleotide messenger RNA. RefSeq lists its product as uncharacterized. NCBI's taxonomy places the organism in Eukaryota, Metazoa, Arthropoda, Insecta, Hymenoptera, Halictidae. Gene Ontology annotation, biological process: protein dephosphorylation. Gene Ontology annotation, molecular function: cation binding; protein serine/threonine phosphatase activity. The record is from RefSeq and is a predicted model, not a curated record.
GUCGGACAUGCGCAGUACACUGCCCGUUGAAUUCCGUUACGCACUUUUCUUCCGUUACGAGAGUCAAUCCGCAAGUGGCUAGUGGUAAAAGGAAAGGUAAAAAGCGACGCCGGACUUAAAGAAGCGGGAGAGAUAGUGUUUUAAACGUCGCGGCAAAUCCUCCCCACUUCUCGAAGGAACACACACCAGAGGAACGCGUCGUCCUAUCGGGCCUGUAGUGUUACGUUCUUACGCGAUGUUGAGUGAGUGACGUAACCUAAAUACAAAUAUCGCCUAUCGCCGAUCAAGCCUGAUUAAAGGAGAAUCAUAAUAAAAAACCGACAGUUUGAUUCAGAGUAGAAUACAUAGGCACGUGCACUUCUACAGACGCACAGAAACACAUUUUCUCUCUCCUCUACUUCCGUUCUAGUGUUUCCGUGUGCGGUAAUCUAACUCGGCGAGCGAGUUACAGCCACCGCGUACAGUGUUAACGUCUUCGCAAACGGUUCGAAGCCGUUGUCUUCUAGCGGAGGUCCGCGGAAAAGUUCCCUUUGUGCGAGAGAAAAUUAAGUGUCGCGUGCUCGCCAAUUUCUCUUUUGAGGAAGAUAGAAAACCAUGGCGGAAGAUUGCAUCGAUGCCGAUUAUCUCGGUGCUUACAGCCGUUUUUUCACUGAAUUCAUCGCCAGGGUGAACCCGUACGAUCAGCUGCCUGUCACAGUCAGCUCGUACAAUGUGACAGACGCCGAGAUCGUCGGCGAGAUCAUUAACGUGACUCUACAGUACCUCAACCAAACGCAAUGUCCACCAAGCUUGCAAGCACACUUGGUUCAUCAAGUAAUACAAGAAAUCAAAUCCAUGUGUAAAAAACAACCAGAAGAUUGUGGAUACAAAGCACAAGAAAAAACAUAUACCUCACUGAAAUUAAUGCAAGCCAUCACUGGCAAAGUUAAUGAAAUAUGUACUCGCUACCUAGACAAUAGUAGAUUAGCAUUACUACCACCUCCACCUUCUACACCACUGCCACAAGUAAUAGCAGGUGGAAAUAGAAAUUGUAGAAGAAAAAUGGAGGAUCGCUAUGUAGUCUUGCAUGACUUACAUGCUACUUUUGGUAUUGAGGAUGAGUCCAUAGCAAAUUACUAUGCAGUAUUUGAUGGACAUGCCGGACAAGAUGCAGCUGUAUAUUGUGCUACACAUCUUCAUCAGUAUUUGGCAGAAAGCAGACACUAUCCUACUGAUCCAGAGCGUGCCUUACAUGAUGCUUUUAUUACUACAGAUACACAAUUUAUAGAGAAAUCUAAAACACAAAAAGUAUGCGGUGGAACUACUGCAGUUUGCACACUGUUAUUAAAUAAAAAAUUAUAUGUUGCCUGGGUUGGAGAUUCUUUAGCUAUGCUAAUAAAAUCUAAUGGUGUUGUACAAUUAGUAAACCCUCAUCGCCUUAAUCGUGAAGAUGAAGUAGAAAGGAUACAAAGGGUGGGAGGAGUAGUGAUGCGAAGCGUUGGAAUCAUGCGAGUUAAUGGAGUAUUAAGCGUUUCAAGGGCUAUAGGUGACGUUCUUUAUAAACCGUACGUAACAGGUGAGCCGGAAUUAGGGUGGGUUAAUCUGGACGGCAGGGAGGAUUUUCUAGUUAUUGCCACGGACGGAUUGACGGAUUACGUCAGGCCUGCGGAGAUAGUGACCAUCCUCUAUCACGAGAUACAACGAAAUCCGAACGGCUUGAAACGCGCGCACCAGAUCCUGCUGCAGUGGGCGAAGCACGCAGGUUCAAAGGACAACAUCACCUUGGUUGUGGUCUUGUUAUCCAACGCCAGCGAGAUCGCAGCCAGGCCACUAAACGCCCAUCCGUUCUAUCGCAUGCAAGUGGAUGAUAUACUGGAGAAAAUGAACUCGAAGGACAAACCGUUGUUCCUGGACAUCGACGACGCACACAACGCGAUCAACUCGAACAUCCUGAAGCAGACCAUGCUGUCGCAGGAGCCGCGUGACCACGCGGACGACGGCAUCCUCGCCGCGAGCAACGGCAAACACGAGAACGGCGACGCGGAUUACGAUUACUCGGACCUAGGCCCGGAAACCGACGUAGACGCUAUCGACGACGUGCCCACUCUACCCGUGAAGAAUCUCUCCUACGAAUUUUACAAGGACAACGACGCGAAUCCCGACUCCGACAUCAAGGACACCAACUUGCUGGACAACGUGGGCAUCAAUCAGACGCCGGACAUCAACGUGAAAUAUCAGCCGGACGCGGAGAACAAUUUACACGGGGACGACGACGACGACGACGACGAGGACGAGGACGAGGACGAGGACGAGGACGAGGACGAAGACGAGGACGAGGACGACAAUAAAGUAAUCGACGAAUUCUCCACGCCGCAAGUGGUCCAGAAGGUAGCUCCGGAACUGAUACGCGAGGACAAUUUCGCGGUUCUUCAUGACGUGGUCCGCGAGCUCAUCGAGGAGAGCGCGGAUGACGAGGAGAUGCCGAUGAAGAACGAGGACAGGAUCGACGACGAGGCGCGUGACGUCGGCGAGCAGGGACCGGUGGACUACGACGACUCCCCGCCGUCGCCGCAGGAUAACAAACCUCUUCAGCAUGCGCUGAUUCCUGAAGCAGAUAAUGUAGCGGACAGUGAGGAUUCGGAAGACGAGUGGAACUACUACCGCGUUGAUCCGAACAAAGAGAAGGACACCGCGACGCCCGACGACGAACAACCACAAGAAGCGAAGAACGAGGAGGAAAUUGAAACCCAGGAGGUUCCUGUUGAAAGCAACGAUUUGAAAAUCCAGUCCCAAGACCUAGGCGAGGAGAUUAAAUGCGAAAUUCCGAAGGAAGAAUCGCCUGAGCUUAUUGACACAGAGAUUAGCGCAGAGCAUAAAGAAGAGGAUCACCAAGAGGAGAAACCUUUCGUGGAAGAAAAGGAAAAGUCGAAAGACAUGGAUUUUCAGCUGAACCCUGACGCAGCCGAGUUCGUCCCAGUCUCGCCUCAGUUUGCAGGGGCCCGGUUAAAUCUUAUGGACUACCCUAUCUCUGGCUCGCCCUUGAAGCAAGUCCCCCAAAUGGAUGACAUCCAAGUGCCCAGCCAAAGCGAGUUCGAGGAAGAAGUAUGCCAGCGACCUAGGGAAGUCGAGUCCGAGGACAAAGAAUAUCAAAAUGGUAUACACCUGCAGUGCAACGACGUCACUGACUUUAUGGCCGAACGGCAGAAGAACAUCGGCUUCUCAGGGAACCUAGACGACUCGGAGAUCUCAUCAACGAAAGCGGAGUUCGGCGACGAGUCGUCGGCCAGCUUCCUAACAACCACCGAGUUCCACAGAACCGGGAUAUCAGCGGUGGACGAAUCGUUUUCAAGUUCAGAGCGCGACUACGACAUAGCCAAAGACCCCAUGGCCAUGUCCUUCACUCCCAGCGACUUCGAGGCAGCGUUCGACAAGGGCGUCGACCUGAACGCAGUGCACAAUCUUAGCAACACUGACCUGGACGACAAGAACGGUAGCAUAGAAGAGGAGGACGAGGAGCAAGGUCUCGCAGUACAGUCGCCAGAAUUGCACCCUGAACUCACGACCCUGGUUUCGCCAGAAGCCGAGCAACCGUCGCACACGCCAGCCUUCCCCGGAGAGCCCGCGGACCUCGUGAACUUGUCUUCGCAGCAAGAAGAGAGCGAAGCCACUUUCAUCGAGCACCCGGAUAAGCCAAAGUCACCGUUCCAGUUCUUGAACAUGCAGUCGGAGUCUUCUCAGAUGGAGCAACAAGCAGCCACAAGACCCGAACAUUCUCCUCUGACAGAGAAUUAUUCUGCAGAGUUCGAGUCGGACAAGGAAGCCGUGUCCGUCGACAACGAGCAGCCUCUAUCGCCUUCUAGCGCCGACAUCGACGAAACCAAACCCAUCGAUGAAACCAGCGAGGAUGCUUUGCUCCCAGGAAGCGAAUUCCAGAAAGAAACCAGCAGCAUUAAAGAGACAGGCACACCUUCCUCGUUGUCACCUGAACCUGACAUUAUGGCUAGUGACGUCGUAGCACCAACAGAGAGUGCUGAACCACUUUUCGAACCUCUUCAAUCCACGCUAAAACCUGACGCUACGGAAUUCACACCUGGACAAUACGCCGUGCAAACAAAUGUAGAAUCUAGCGAUGUUUCUCAACCCAUGGAAUCUAGAGAUCUUUGCCAGUCACCUGUCGCAAAAUCGGAUGCCUGUUCAGCUUCUCCCGUGGAAGAAGUUGAUGUUCGACCAUCUUCUCCCAUGGAAAAAGUUGAUAUCCGUUCAUUUUCUCCUGAGAAAAUACUAGACACCUCUGAACAGCCAGCAAUAGAGACACACGACGUUUGCGAGUCUUCUCCCCCAAAAAUUAAUGACAUUUGUGAACCGUCUCUGGUAGAAGAAAAUGCUAUUUGUGAAUUGUCUUCGUUCAAAGAUGAUGUCUGCGAGUCGUCUCCGUUUAAAGAUGAUGUCUGUAAGUCGCCUGCGUUCAAAGAUGAUGUCUGUGAGUCGUCUGCAUUCAAAGAUGAUGUCUGUAAGUCGCCUGCGUUCAAAGAUGAUGUCUGUGAGUCGUCUGCAUUCAAAGAUGAUGUCUGUAAAUCUAAAUCAGAGCUGGUCAACCUUUUGCAUACGCCAAUUUUUUUCACAGACAAGUUCAGAUGCGCCAUAUAA